This is a messenger RNA of Anoplopoma fimbria (sablefish), 1773 nucleotides long. RefSeq names its product ADP-ribose/CDP-alcohol diphosphatase, manganese-dependent (gene adprm). The record is from RefSeq and is a predicted model, not a curated record. Bases 240 to 1241 code for a protein of 333 amino acids. Gene Ontology annotation, molecular function: CDP-glycerol diphosphatase activity; 2',3'-cyclic-nucleotide 2'-phosphodiesterase activity; ADP-ribose diphosphatase activity. NCBI's taxonomy places the organism in Eukaryota, Metazoa, Chordata, Actinopteri, Perciformes, Anoplopomatidae. The transcript is spliced from 3 exons.
AAGGAUACAGCCGGAAGUCAGCGUUGAUUGUCCUGCUACUCGUCGCUUGCUUAACAGACUUAACAGGUGAAUGUCGGAUACAUGAAACUCGGCACUACGACAAACCAAACAGCCUGGCUGGAUUUCAUCAUGUGCGGAAGUUGAGAGAGUACCGGGCCUGGUUAGUGUCUCCUGUAUACUCAACUUUCACGUCACACGCAGCAGACGUUCAACGACAUCGGUUAUUGAGAUAUUUGAGAAUGGACGACCAUCCUCGUGAAACGCCGCUGUUUACAUUCGGCGUGAUAGCUGACAUUCAGUACGCAGACAUCGACGACGGGUACAAUUACAGCUGUACGAGGAGGCGUUACUACCGGAGCAGCCUCCAGCUGCUGAGAAAUGCCCAGAAAAGUUGGUCAGAGUCGGCUGUCCAACCAGAGUUCAUCCUCCAGCUGGGAGACAUUAUAGACGGCUUUAACAAGGGCCACGACGCCUCCGACCGCGCGCUGGACACCGUGCUGAGAGAGUUCAGCUCCAGUCCCGUGGAGGUCCACCAUGUGUGGGGUAACCACGAGUUUUACAACUUCAGCAGGAGCGCGCUGCUGUGUUCAAAGCUCAACAGCACACUCCACACGGAGAGAUGCCUGAGCGAAGCCCCGUCUGCCAACGAACUGUACGCCUACCAGUUCAGCCCGUUCCCCGGAUUUACGUUUGUUGUGCUGGACGCCUACGAUGUUAGCCUGCUAGGCAGAGAGAAGUCCAGUGAACAGUACAGCGAUGCUAUGGGUGUGAUCAGACGGUACAACAACAACGAGGAUCUCAACUGUCCCCCAGUGUUUAAUGGCCCGCUGCAGAGGUUCACAAUGUUCAAUGGUGCGUUCAGUAAGGACCAGCUGGACUGGCUAGAUUCGGUUCUGUCCUCGGCCGAUGACAAAAGGGAAAGAGUCACAAUAGUCAGUCACCUUCCUGUCCACCCCUGCUCUACAGAUGAGAUCUGCCUCUCCUGGAACUUCGAUGAGCUCCUAGCCAUCAUACAGUCCCACAGCAGUGUGGUGUGUUUCAUGGCUGGACACGACCACGAUGGGGGAUACUACCAGGACAAAGACACGGGAGUGCACCACUUGACGUUAGCGGGGGUGAUUGAGACUCCACCUGACAGCAACGCCUUCGGCACAGUCUCUGUGUACAAGGACAGGAUGGUGCUGGAGGGGAACGGGAGGAUCACUGACCAAGUGUUUCUGUUUCAAUCCCAACCCGAAUGACACAGAUCAUACGGCGAUAUUACACAUGCUGUCAUUAAGAUUCAUAAAAUCCAAAUAUUUGUGGAAUGCUCUGGAUUUGGAGAGGUUUAUCCUGCGCAACCAUUCAGAGGAUGUUUGUUACAUUCAUUUUAGAUGCAGUGUGGAGUGUCUACUUACCUCAGCAGAGAAAAUACAGUACCUCAAAUACUUGAUUGCACUUUAUUGAUUGAGUUUAUAUUAUUUAUUAUUCUGACAAAGUGUGGAGUAAAUAUUAUUGUGUUUUAAUUUUUAGGUUAAUUGAUGGUUGCAAUUGAUGCCUUUAUGCACGUUGCAUAUUGCACAUACAGAAACUGAUUUUCUUUUACUGUUAAUUUCAGAGCACUUUACUCUACUGUGCAAUGUAGAUAGAUUUGAUCGUUGCAGUGUAUUGCUAGCUAUGACUUAUAUAAAUCCCAGUUAGAAGUUAGAAGUUCUGCUCAAGAUAAGCGCAAAUUUGUAUGAUUCACAAUGUAAAGCAAUGUAACAAAUAAUAAAAAUGUACCAUCAGUAGUUC